UGGCACUCUAUUUUCAUCCCUAAUCAAUGUUAUUUAUUGCUGAUCGUAGGCUACUCACUCAGCUGUGGACGUGGCUCCAGUCAAGUUGUGAAUUAUGAUAUAGGUAUUAUUGACUUGACAAGUUGAAUCCUUAUGGAACAUGAUUUGCUUCCUUUGAUUUCCCCCCGCUAGAUUCUGACGCUUGAGCCUCUCGGAUCGAAUAAACAACUUCUGCACCACAUCAAUCGGUUGACGCGUGAUGCUGGAGACAAACCAACCCAAACGCCACGGUAGUACGGGAGAUAAGUUUGCUGAAAGCAGCUGAUAUCUCCAAGAUAGAAGAAGGUAAAGGUCACAGAAAUCAUUUCAACAAGAUGGCAACUUCCCCCCCCCCCCUACCAAUCCUUAACCAUUUUUCUUUUCAAGCUGUGUUGCCCCGCUUUGGUGCAUGGGCUUGGGUAGUGCGGUCGCAAAAACUACUAAUUUAAUGACCGAUGCUGCUGCUGCUGCUGCUUUUUCACUCGCCGCUCACGGACUAAGCAUGUGGGAACAGGAUCGCCCCGUUACUUUUACAGAUCGUGUCGUAUCAAGGUGUUCGCCCGGUGCUGCUGGCACGAACGCCGGCCAUCCAAGAUCAUUGUUCUCAUUCGAACCAGGCGGCUUACGUCUAGCCGCGGACGGAAGCACGAAGAGUGUGUCUAGUGGUGGGAGUGAAGCCGUUGCCGCAACGAUGCCCUCCUCCACGGCUGUCCCGUCUCUAUCGAGCGACGCCGCAUCCGCUUCAUCCUCGUCAGUGGGUGUAUCUCUGGAGACAAGAUGGGCGGAAGGGCUCGCCGGCCAGGAGAUAUUAGAAGACGAUGGGACAGGCGCACUUGUCGUCCCGCAGUCCCGCCCUGCUCGUCAAUAUCAUCAUCACACCUAUAUCUGUCUGUUCUAUAUCUUAGAUUGUCAUCACACCUUCGACGACGCCGAGCAAUGGAAGACUCAUGUUCUGAGCCACUUCCGAACCCACGAACCCCCGCGAACAGCCCGAUGCCCUCUAUGUCCGGGCGAGCGGUUCAGCGACACCCCCGAACAGAAAGGAUGGGAUCGCAUGCUCGACCAUGUCGAUGUAGCACAUUAUCAACGGGGCCAGACCCUAGCCGGAAGCCGACCGGAUUUUGAACUGAUGCAGUAUCUUUACCGCAUGCGGAUUAUCAGCGUCGACCAGUUCAAGGUGAUGCAGCUGCCGCCGCCGCCGUCUAGUCCUGCUUAUCAUCGAUCACAAGAACCCGUCCGGGCAAACAUAGGGUCGUCAGAUGAACCAUACUGUGCUCCGUAUAGUCGACGGCGAGAACAAAGGAUGCGAGGACAGCGUCGAGGGGUCAGCGUCGGAUGAUGUCGUGUGGGAUUUUUAUCAGUCCACAGGCUGUGUGGCGCGACUUCAUGCAAUGAUGGUUUGCCUCACUGGGUACCAGUGGGGCCUUAUUUCCUUAUUCCAAGCCGAAACUGACUCAGGAAGUCGUGCGUGGUCUCUCUUUCUCUCAGCUUUCUCUUUCGUUUCUUCCAGACCUUUCUGUGUUCCUGUAACAACUUCCGAUACUGAUGGAUGGCCGCAGGACAUGUUAACGAACAGACAUAAUGUCUCACGACAGAUUGUGUAUUAUCUUUUCUUCUGCAGGGUGGUAUGAAUAAUGUUAUCUAGCGAAAAGUCAAAAGCGAAUCCAAAACGAUUUAUUUUCUUUUUUUCUUUUUUUCUUUUUUUCUUUUUUUCUU
Molecule: messenger RNA, 1734 nt
Organism: Aspergillus pseudotamarii
Lineage: Eukaryota; Fungi; Ascomycota; Eurotiomycetes; Eurotiales; Aspergillaceae
Exons: 1
Coding region: 428-1357 (309 amino acids)
Source: RefSeq, a predicted model, not a curated record